AAAUCAGCUGUUCAAUCGAUUGUAUCACAUUAUAAAGAAAGGCUUUCCUGUCCAUCGUAUAUAAAAACCAGGUAUACAAAUAUCCUCGGGAACAUAUUGAUUCGGAUACAUCAUUUUGUAAAAAAGAUAAACCACGCAUUUAAUACUGUAUAGGUUUGAUUGGGAAAGCAGCAAUAAGAUGCUUGUCAAUACUGAAUUAUGAUUGGUUGAUUUUAGCGUUGUAUCCCAGACUACCAAGAAAAUAUUAGCAUAUUAAAGACGACCCGUUUGAUGCGUUUGUUAACACACUGAUCAGUUAAAUUGAGAUAGUUAACAUAACAUAAAUGCUAUCUAAGUAAUGCGGUGAGAGGGGAAGGAUUAAAAGUAUUAUAAGUACGGAAAACGAGGCUUGAUAUUUUAACGGUGAGUGUAUUCCGCUAAAAUACAUCCGCUAAACGACGACACGCAGUAAUACACACAAAUCAAUGUAGUCAGUACAUUGACUUUUAUUUAUAUUGCUGAUUUUAUUGAUACAGGAACAUUUACUUGGGAAUACUGAUGAUAACAAGCUAUUUAUUUUCUGUUACAAAUAUGCAUUGUAAUUAUUGAAGAUAGGUUUAUUAUAUUAAACUGAAGACGGAUCCAAUAUGUCGGAAAAAGGAAGUGAUUUUCCUGAGCUUGUUGAAUUAAAUGUUGGUGGUGUAUUUUACACAACUUACCUUUCUACAUUAACCAAGGAAAAAGAUUCAUUACUCGGACAAAUGUUUAAUGGUUCAUCAAAAACAAAAAUUGUCAAGGACAGCAAAGGAAAAUAUUUUAUUGACAGGGAUGGCGUUCUCUUUCGGUAUGUACUUGAUUAUUUGAGAAACCAGAAACUAACAUUACCAGAAAAUUUUCAUGAAAAAGAAAGACUUAAACAGGAAGCAGAAUACUAUCAGUUACCAAGUUUAGCAAAGUCAAUAACCAUAUCACUUCCAAAACUUGCUAGCAUAUCCAAUCGCAUUCCACCAAUCGCUAAUAGUAACUCGCUCUCUCCUAUAUCGGGGGAGAGCAGGGUACCAGCAUACAUAACUCUUGGAUACAGAGGAACUUUUGCAUUUGGCCGUGACGGAUUGGCUGACGUAAAAUUCCGAAAAUUAAGUAGGAUUAUUGUUUGCGGCAAAGUUUCUGUGUGUCGAGAGGUUUUCAAAGACACUUUAAAUGAAUCCCGAGAUCCAGAUCGCGGUGUCCAGGACAGAUACACUGCGCGAUUCUUUCUAAAGCAUACGUACUUGGAGCAGGCUUUAGACCAACUUGCAGAAGAAGGGUUCAAAUUAGUUGGGUGUUGUGGAUCAGGAACUAACAACGUUGGAGAGGUAAAAGCCGGAAUGGAUACGGAGGAGGCCCGAUGGCAACACUAUAACGAAUUUAUCUUUGAAAGAUAUUAAAUCGGGCAACGAUAUUUGUGAUGAUCAACGAAAUAUGUCUGGAGAAAACCGUUGAUCCGUGCAUAUUUGUUGAUCAAAUGAAAUAUAUGACUAAGAGUAAACCGUUGAUCUGUGUGUAUUUGUUGAUCAACGACAUGUGACUAGGAGAAAACCUUUGAUCCGUGUGUAUAUGUUACUCUAAAAAAUAAUAUGUUAACAGCUUCUAGUCCAGUAGUCGUUUAUAGAUCAUAAUUUUUGCAGGUGUAAAAUAAUUGUUAUAUUGUCUUUUGGUGUCUUUCAUUUCAAGAAACAGUAACGGUAAGCUUUGUAACAUCAGCUAUAUAGUAACUCUAUUCAUGUUAUCAGAAAGUACAUUUUACACAAUUUACGUUUAUAUAUUAGCAUACUUUAUGCAAUAAAAUAUUCACUUUUCAUGAAA
Molecule: messenger RNA, 1824 nt
Organism: Mytilus californianus (California mussel)
Lineage: Eukaryota; Metazoa; Mollusca; Bivalvia; Mytilida; Mytilidae
Product: BTB/POZ domain-containing protein KCTD12-like
Exons: 1
Coding region: 627-1406 (259 amino acids)
Biological process (GO): protein homooligomerization
Molecular function (GO): protein binding
Source: RefSeq, a predicted model, not a curated record